AUGCCAGUCCCCAAGCUCUUCGAGCUGGCCAGACAGCGCCUUAUCAAAAACAUCGAUUUGCUCAACGACGUCGGAGACCUCCCCUACUCCUUUCUCGAGCCAGUUCUACGCUUCAUCCAGAAUCCCGACCAACUACAAGAGUUGGAAGAGAACUGCACACAGCUACUCGGCGAAACAGGCGACAUAUGGCUAAAGUUCAUCAAGCGAGACAUACCGAACUGGGACAAGAAACCACAUGAGCCACGAGAUCCCAAAAACUGGAGUAAGGUUUAUCGGAAGCUCAGGAAGGAUAUGGACAAAGAGAAGCAGGCUGACGCUGAUGCGCUGAAGCAGCAGAUGCAGGCCUUGCAGAAGGAUAGAGCACAAAACAAGACAUUGAUUGUGGAUAGCAAGGUCGGAUAUGGCGCCGGUAGUAGCAGGAUGUUCUCUUCUGUUGGACGUAGUAGCGGCUGGGGCGGCACUCCUGGAGCGCCCUCCAAGACUGGCAAAGUUGCAUUCGACAAAUUGAAGAGGGGCAUAUUCGAUCACAAAAGGGAGCGUCCGAAAGCGCCACAAAUGCCAGCGCACGUACUAGCUCAGCGGAGGACCCAGGUGGUAGAGGCGCCAGCUCGAAUGGUGAGGAUGGCAGAGUACGAGAACAAAGCUCCAAGAAAUAUGGUCUUGUCUAGGCCGGCUUCUGCGUCAGUGGCGAAGAGAGCUCAGCCGCUGCCAUCCACGAGCCGACCACAGAUCACGCAAAGACCAGUGGUACAACAGAGUACUGCCCCAACUCGAACGUCUCUCCCGGCUGGACAACAGUUUCACGCACCGAAGCUAAGGCCACCACAGGAGUCAGUGGGCGCUCCAACAACGAAGAGGAAGAGGGAAGAAUAUAAUCUUUUCCACCAGCCAAAAAGAAAGAAGUUUUAA
Cucurbitaria berberidis CBS 394.84 is the source of this 909-nucleotide messenger RNA. RefSeq lists its product as uncharacterized. Bases 1 to 909 code for a protein of 302 amino acids. Gene Ontology annotation, cellular component: elongin complex; nucleus. The record is from RefSeq and is a predicted model, not a curated record. Gene Ontology annotation, biological process: transcription elongation by RNA polymerase II. NCBI's taxonomy places the organism in Eukaryota, Fungi, Ascomycota, Dothideomycetes, Pleosporales, Cucurbitariaceae. The transcript has a single exon.